Nanorana parkeri is the source of this 1270-nucleotide messenger RNA. It is a transcript of the gene GCM1, whose product is annotated as glial cells missing homolog 1. NCBI's taxonomy places the organism in Eukaryota, Metazoa, Chordata, Amphibia, Anura, Dicroglossidae. Gene Ontology annotation, biological process: regulation of transcription by RNA polymerase II; gliogenesis. The coding region runs from base 66 to 1142 and encodes 358 amino acids. The transcript is spliced from 5 exons. The record is from RefSeq and is a predicted model, not a curated record. Gene Ontology annotation, molecular function: RNA polymerase II cis-regulatory region sequence-specific DNA binding; DNA-binding transcription activator activity, RNA polymerase II-specific. Gene Ontology annotation, cellular component: nucleus.
UAGCUUAAAGCGAGUUGUCUUGACUGGACCCCCAGCAAUAACUCGUGUAUACGAGGGAUUCUGAAAUGGAACCAGAAGUCCUUCUGUCUCAAAGCAAAGCUAAUAACUGGGAUAUCAAUGACAUGAAACUGCCACGGGAAUUGGAGAAAGCUGACUGGUUCCAGGAGUGGCCCGACUCCUAUGUAAAACACAUUUACAGUUCUACAGAUAAAUAUGCACAAAGACACCUGAGUGGCUGGGCGAUGCGCAACACCAACAAUCAUAAUUCUCGUAUUUUGAAGAAAUCCUGCCUUGGUGUCCUUGUCUGCAGCAAUGACUGCACAGCUCCAGAUGGCAAAAAGACAUACCUGAGACCUGCCAUAUGUGACAAAGCACGGCAGAAACAGCAAAGUAAACAAUGUCCAAAUUGCAAGGAGUCAUUGAAACUAGUAUCCUGUCAUGGCCAUGGUGGAUUUCCUGUCACCAACUUCUGGAGGCAUGAAGGACAAUUUAUAUAUUUUCAGACUAAGGGGGUUCAUGACCAUCCAAAACCUGAAACAAAGCUAGAAUCAGACAGCAGAAAGACAGUGAAUAAGAAGCGCACAUCAAUUGAAUCCACUUCUGCAGAAUACAAGUGGAACAAGAAUGCUGAGCCUCUUGCAGGUGAAAUACAGAACCAGGACAACAUGUCCAGUGCAGCUUUUCAGCAAGAGGUUUGCCCAUCGUACUAUGAAUUUAGGGAAACGGAGCCCCUGAGAAAGACGUACAACUAUUUUACGGAAACUUUAAAUGGUCUGGGCUGGAGUAAAGACAACAGAAGUGGGAGCCUCAAUGACAGUGAAGACUACAAUGAACCUGAUCUGAUUGCUUCUGCUAUGGAUUUUGAUUUACACAGUGAUGAUGACCAACAAGCAGGAAUUAAUUCUCUCUUUGAAAAAAACCAACAUUUUAACUACAAAAACCCACUUGAUGAUCUGUGCUGGGAUAUGACAUCUUUACAUGACCCCCACACUAGCCAGCCAAUGCAAGUUUUGGAGUUUCCAUCCAAAAUCAGUGUGGCCACCUUAAAUUCCAUAGCAGAUAAUCACCUAUCACCUGACUACCAACAAAGCCAGGAAGAGUCCUACCUUUACAGAUUUAGCCAGCUGUCUCCACCUUUAUAGCACUGAAUAUCCAGGAGAUGAAAAAAAUGAAUAUCAUUCAUUUAACAAAGGACAUAAUGUAAGACCCAUUGUCUCCAGUCACUUUGAUGUGAUGGACACACGUUAAACACUGUAAUUUAUAUGUCAUG